Messenger RNA from Gambusia affinis (western mosquitofish), 1435 nucleotides. RefSeq names its product adhesion G-protein coupled receptor G1-like. Lineage: Eukaryota; Metazoa; Chordata; Actinopteri; Cyprinodontiformes; Poeciliidae. Gene Ontology annotation, molecular function: G protein-coupled receptor activity. Gene Ontology annotation, biological process: adenylate cyclase-activating G protein-coupled receptor signaling pathway. The transcript has 9 exons. The coding region runs from base 16 to 906 and encodes 296 amino acids. The record is from RefSeq and is a predicted model, not a curated record.
UGUGUUGAAGCAGAGAUGCUUCUAAAAGCUACAGGAUACCGGACCUCGUGGUCUGGAUUUGAAGCAUGCGAUCAAACCAGACGUGAAGCAACCCUCAACCACCAGAGCGACUCGACACCUCAGUCAGUGAUCAGUAUCUGCUUGAGAAAGUUGAACAUGAAGUGGAUUACUUUUUAUCUCCUAACACUCUGCUUCCCUACAACCAGAGCUCACUGUAAACCUGAGAAAGUUAGUGAGGAGUGCAUAAAAGAAAAUCCUGUAAUGUGGACCAGGUGCUAUGGAGAUAAAAUGGUGACGUGCAAACAAAGGAAUCGUAUGUUGGCUAGGUUUGCUCGGAGGGAAGUGAACCCAGCAAAGCAGGCUGAGUUAGGCCCCACAUCCAAUCACGAAGUUCGAAUCCCAUCGUCUGCUCUUCAGAGAAUCAGAAGAACACCGUCAGAGGAAGACGUCCUGGUGGUUGCCUCGGUGAUCAACAGCACAUUAUUUCAGAGAACUCCUCGGAGCAAAAGAAAAAGCAUAAUUCCCCAGUCGACUGUCAGAGAAGAGGGAACUGUUUUAGGAGGGCUGGUCCUGUUUGUGAAAGCUGGAAAGCAGCCAGUCAGCAAUCUUACUGAGCCUAUCCAGUUAUUCUUCAAACACAAUGAGAAGGAGAACAGUGGAACAUGUGUGUUUUGGCAGGAGGAUGAAACAGAGUGGAGAACUGAAGGCUGUUAUACCAAUAAAACUGAAGAUGAAUUCAUCUGCAGCUGUGAUCGCCUCGGCUUUUUUGCUGUGCUUGUGAAUCCAGAUCUGAAUGUGUGUGCCUGUCAUGCAGUGAAUGUUAGCUGCAUCACCUACUCUGGAUCGGCGCUCUCUGUCUUCUUUGCAUUCAUCAGCCUGUUCAUCUUCACUAAGUUGUUUCUUUAACCUGCAUCAAAAGAUACAUGACCUAUAUUCUCACCAUCUUACAUUAAAUCAGAUGUUUCCUUUUCCAGCUCAGUUACUAGCAAAUUUAUUUUCCUGUUUGCCAAACAACAUGAGAGAUUAGGUGUUUCUUUUUUCAUAUUGCAGAAGUUUCCAUAGACAACAGUUGGUCUACUUUUAACCAACUAGCAAAAGUAUAAAUAAUGUAAUAGUUUUGUAAGCCACUCAUUGGCUGACUCACAACACAUUUGACAAAUAGAGGCAUAGAUGUGAAUGUAGUAGGAGACAGCUUCUAAAACAUGACAUCUGGGAAAAAUCUAAAAGAAAUCAUCCAAGAUUUCAGCAUGAGCAAUCAGCCCCUGUCAAUAAAAUCCUUGAACUUUGAGGAUUCAUAAUUCAGGCUGAACUAUGACAUUAUUGCAGCGUUUUAUUGCUUCUAUUUUUAAAUCCUGUUUUUUAGGAGUGUUACUUUUAGGUGUUUCAAUAUUUUAUCUCUUUCUCUGUAGUUUUAGAUGUGUGUGUUGCUAGCUUA